This is a messenger RNA of Manihot esculenta (cassava), 4044 nucleotides long. Its product is annotated as probable LRR receptor-like serine/threonine-protein kinase At3g47570. Bases 831 to 3926 code for a protein of 1031 amino acids. Gene Ontology annotation, biological process: protein phosphorylation. Lineage: Eukaryota; Viridiplantae; Streptophyta; Magnoliopsida; Malpighiales; Euphorbiaceae. Gene Ontology annotation, molecular function: protein kinase activity; ATP binding; protein binding. The record is from RefSeq and is a predicted model, not a curated record. The transcript is spliced from 2 exons.
AACUAUGGCACUAGGAAUUUUUAUUUUCUAGAUUAAAAACAGAUUAUACAUUUGGAUUAACCUAGUUUUUGGUAGAUCUGCUUUCAAUUGGAAUUCAAACUUGGAGCUUAUAUAUCUGGAUUUCAAUACAUUAGUAAGCUACAUUUCAUCUAGGGUGCAGCACUCCAUCGCUUCGCCUAGCAGCACGACACUUGUAUUGCUCUCCCACAAUCCCAUUUUUACGGUUUUAGGCUGCUCCCAUUUCGCUCGCCGCCACUAUGGGAAUUAUUUUUGCUUUCUUUUCCUCUUGUUACUAAGAUGUUUCAAUUUGCCAGAUAACUUACCUACCUACCGGCAAAGAAAAUACUUUUCUGAUUAAAAUAAAAAUUAAGGACGGCCAGCACUAUGCUAUUAAAUCUAUCUUUCAUAAAAGUACAUAAGAAUAUUACUACAACAAUCAUCACAAGACAAAUUAAGACUCGAAUAACCCAUUAAAACGACCAAUCGUACUUCUAUUACCCAUCAAACAGCCAAUGUUUCUUGGAACGUGAGACGCUCACAGUUCAUUACUAACUGUUGUCUUCUUCAUAUUGUCUAAACUAAACUAAAAACUACAUAUGUGAAACAAAUUUUUCUGGAAAGCUUCGCCAUUCCUUGUAACUAGUUCGAAACUUAUACGGAUUUCUCAAUAGGGUGGUCGAGUAUUUGCCACAUAAUACUAAUUAAAGUUUGAAUCUUGACAAUCUCUUCUUUUCAAAAAUUUCCUAUGUGCAAAAAAAAAAAAAAAAGAACCUGCUGAUAUAAACAGUUCUUACUUUACAUUCCAUAAGCUGCCAAUCUCUUCAAACUAAAUGAGAUCGUGUGAUAUCAGUUUGCAUUCCCCUUCUCUUAUCAUAUACCUUCAAGUGAUUCUCUUACUUUCUUUCAACUUAGAGUGGUGGAAGCAAGCUAAUGCUUCAGGAAAUGAGACUGAUAAACUUGCUUUGCUCAAGUUCAAAGAAGCAAUAAGUGCUGGUGAUCCAAAUCAACUCUUGGAUUCAUGGAAUGACUCUCUCCCAUUUUGCAAUUGGUUUGGAAUCACAUGCAGUCGCCGGCAUCAGAGAGUCAAAUCCUUGGAUUUGGAAGGGCAGAAUUUAUUUGGAACAAUCUCACCUUAUAUUGGCAACCUGAGUUUUCUUCGAGUCAUCAACCUCCAAAACAACAGUUUCCAUGGUGAAAUUCCACAAGAAGUUGGCAGGUUAUUUCGCCUGGAAGAAUUGUUUCUCAACAACAAUACUUUGGCAGGCGAAAUUCCAAUCAACUUAACUCGAUGUUCCAAGCUCAUGUUUCUUGAUUUGGGUUGGAAUUAUCAUAUAUCAGGAAAAAUCCCAGCUGAACUUGGUUCUUUAACUAAGCUUCAGAAUCUUAGUCUUGUUGCAAACAACCUGAUUGGAGAAAUCCCAGCUUCCUUGGGCAACCUUUCAUCGCUCACUUUCUUUCGUCUAUCGUCUAACAGAUUGUUGGGAAAUAUUCCUGACGAUUUGGGCAAAUUAACAAGCUUAACAGUUUUUGCUGUUUCAGCAAAUCAACUAUCUGGCACAAUUCCUCUGCCCCUCUUCAAUAUCUCCUCCAUCAGAAUCUUUUCUGUCACACAAAAUCAACUCCAUGGGAAUCUGCCAGAAAACUUGGGCAUCAGUCUCCCAAAUCUCAUAUUUUUCUCAGUUGGGAACAAUAAUUUCUCUGGGACAAUUCCAAAUUCUCUAUUCAAUGCUUCUCAUCUGGAAAUAGUUAAUCUUGGUUGGAGUAAAUUUGUUGGACAAGUUCCAAUGAAUUUAGGAAAUCUUAAAAACCUCUGGUGGCUAAGACUUCAUGGAAAUGCUCUGGGAAGUAAUUCAACCAAUGACUUAGCUUUUCUAGACUCUUUGACAAACUGUACCAAGAUGAAAAUCUUGGAUUUGGGUAGAAACAAUUUUGGAGGUGUUUUACCAAAUUCUGUAGCAAAUUUGUCAACCGAAUUUGAUCUGUUCUAUAUUGGGGAGAAUCAAAUCACAGGCACCAUUCCUGCAGGGUUAGAGAAUCUCAUCAAGUUAACUGGAAUAGCCCUGCAUAAUAAUCUUCUUUCAGGCUUCUUCCCCAAUUACUUUGGGAAGUUUCAGAAACUACAACUUUUGAGUUUAGGUGGAAAUAGGUUGUCCGGAGAAAUUCCAUCCUCCAUCGGAAAUCUUACACAUUUGCUUGAACUCUACUUCCUAGACAACAAUUUUCAGGGAAGCAUUCCUUCAAGCAUUGGAAAUUGCCAAAAUUUGUAUAUCUUAGACAUUUCACAGAACCAUCUGAAUGGAGUUAUACCCCCUGAGAUUUUACUUGUUCGUUCCUUCACACAAUUACUGAAUUUAUCUCAAAACUCUUUAACUGGAGUCCUGCCUUUUGAAGUAGGGAAGCUAUCAAAUAUAGGAGCACUAGAUUUCUCAGAAAACAAUCUUUCAGGCCAAAUUCCUGCAACAAUUGGAGAUUGCUUGAGCUUGGAAUUCCUUUAUCUGCAAGGGAAUUCAUUUCAAGGGACCAUCCCUCCAUCUUUAGCUUCCCUGAGAGGCCUUCAAUAUUUAGAUCUUUCACGAAACAAGUUGACAGGGCGAAUUCCGAAAGAUCUACAGGACAUUCCAUAUUUACUUUUCCUGAAUCUUUCUUUCAAUGAUCUUGAGGGAGAAGUACCAACUGGAGGAGUUUUCAGAAAUGCAAGUGCUGUAUCAUUAAUUGGUAAUGAUAAGCUUUGCGGCGGUGUCUCAGAACUCAAUCUACCAAAAUGCCCGAACAAGAGAGGAGGGUUGUUUUUUCAUAAGCUGGAAAUUAUACUAACUGUAAUGGCUGUGUGUAUCUUAUUGACAUUAGCCUUUCUUCUUGUUUAUUGGAAAAGAAAUCCAAAGCAGAAGUCAUCUUCUUCAUCCUCAAUGAUGAAGCAAUUUCUUAAGGUAUCUUAUGGAGAUAUUUGUCGUGCAACGAAUGGAUUCUCUCCAGAAAAUUUGAUCGGAUCUGGCAGCUUCGGCUCUGUGUAUAAAGGAUUUCUAGAUCAAGUUGAAAGACCAGUAGCGGUUAAAGUUCUCAAGCUUGAACAUAAGGGUGCUUCCAAGAGCUUUAUUUCUGAAUGCAUUGUGUUGAGGAAUAUCAGACACCGAAAUCUUGUGAAGAUGUUGACAUGUUGCUCAAGCAUGGAUUACAAACUUAAUGAUUUCAAAGCUCUAAUCCUUGAAUUCAUGGGAAAUGGGAGCUUGGAGAAGUGGUUGCAUCCUGAAAUAGAAGGCAAAAAUCAAUCAUGGAAUUUAAACUUGCUUCAGAGAUUAAAUGUUGCCGUCGAUGUGGCCUCGGCCUUGCAAUAUCUUCAUGAGCAAUGUGAAAAUCCAAUUAUUCAUUGUGACCUGAAACCCAGCAAUGUUCUUUUCGACGACGACAUGGUUGCUCAUGUAUCUGAUUUUGGUCUUGCAAGACUCGUUUCAACAAGCAAAUCUUCAUCUCAAAGCUUGUCUACGACAACUGGAAUAAAAGGAACAAUCGGUUAUGCUCCUCCGGAAUAUGGAAUCGGUUGUCCAGCAUCCAGAGAGGGGGAUGUGUAUAGCUUUGGAAUCCUUGUAUUAGAGAUGUUCACAGGAAGAAGACCAACUGAUGAAAUAUUCAAAGAUGGCUUAAAUCUUCACAGCUUUGUGAAGACAGCAUUGCCAGAAAGCCUUAUGCAGAUUAUUGACCCUAACCUCAUCACAGCAGAAACACAAGAAACAAAUUCUGGAAGAACAGCAACAGAAGAAGAAAGAGAAUUGUCUAACCUGAGCAAGAUGAGUGCAAAAGCACGAAGUUGUGUAGUUUCAGUGCUUGAAAUUGGUAUUGGCUGUUCAGCAGAAUCACCCAAAGGACGAAUGAGUAUGGAGGAUGUUAGCAGACAACUGCAUUUGAUCAGAAAAACUUUUCUUGGAAUCUAAUUCCACAAUGAUAGAACAGGUGAACAAUUUUUUCCUUGUUAUCUAGAUCCAUGAAAACAUUUCGUUUUGAUAGUUCAAGGACUUUUCAUGGCUGAUUCUGUCUCUUUCCUUUUGGGUU